AUGGAGGAUAAUGAAGAGAGAGCAUGGAGUUUCAUGUACUCCAUCUGGAGAAGCAGUGAUGCUCAUGUGCUAACGGGCGAAUGGAGCAAGUUUGUGAAGGAGAAGAGCUUGGAAGCAGGAGACGUGAUUUGUUUUUCUCGUUCAACUGGGCCAGACAAGCGGCUUUUCAUGGACUGGAAGCCCCGAAUCCAGUCGGGUAUAGCAGAACUAUCACCACUCAGAAUUACUCAAAAGGAACAAACAGUCAGGCUAUUUGGGGUUAAUAUCUCAAUAACCCAACCAAAUUAA
Molecule: messenger RNA, 288 nt
Organism: Thlaspi arvense
Lineage: Eukaryota; Viridiplantae; Streptophyta; Magnoliopsida; Brassicales; Brassicaceae
Source: the annotation of a GenBank genome assembly